Molecule: messenger RNA, 19308 nt
Organism: Scylla paramamosain (green mud crab)
Lineage: Eukaryota; Metazoa; Arthropoda; Malacostraca; Decapoda; Portunidae
Product: dorsal-ventral patterning protein Sog-like
Exons: 12
Coding region: 1422-4397 (991 amino acids)
Biological process (GO): dorsal/ventral pattern formation; multicellular organism development; negative regulation of BMP signaling pathway
Molecular function (GO): BMP binding
Source: RefSeq, a predicted model, not a curated record
UCAGGCGGGCCAACGCGCCGUCAGUGUAGUGUGGGCAGCCGCAGCGGUAGAACGGAGCGCAUCUAGAAGCGACAUGACGCGUGUGCCAGCCGUGACCAAGUGUCCCCCUCGCCCCCUGCCAGCCUCCCGUCUGCGCAGCCCCGCCCCACCCCGCCCUGCCCCUGUCCCAGACAUGUGACUCUGGCGGCGCAGUCACCUGGUGCGCCCCUCCGCCUCACGUGUGCAAAGCUUUCCAUAGCGCGCGUGGUCUGCCUUAGGGCAUCCCAGGGGAUCCCCCGGGCCCGGCCGGCUGCCCAGCUCCCCGCCAGGCCGUGCUGGGAGCCACAGGUCACUCGUGUACCGCCUGCUGACGCCCCAGUCACCCGCAUUCUUGAUAAACAAGCCGCGGGUCACGGCAGCGAGUCGUGCUGAACCAGGUCCCCUCAGACAAUACCGGAGCCAGGCCGCCUCAGGGCGUGCUGCCAGACAGGUCAGCAGCAGGCCGUAGUGUCAAGCAGGUCAUCAACAGGCCGUGUUGGGCGCCACGGGUCACUGCUCGCAGGCAGCGCCCGGCGUGACCUCGCCUCGCCCUUGCAGCAGCCUUGACCCUCGACACCCUCGCCAGGGCAGCGGCCUGAGCCGCCUCGCCCCACCCCAACACUCAAGCCCGGGCACCACGGCCAACAGCAGCAGCAGCAGCAGCAGCACGAGUCUACGAGGGUGAAACAACAGCGGCAGCGUCCGUGGCGGCGGCAGCGGUGGUGGUGGUGGUGAUCUUGGGUUACAGGCAGCACACCUCCAACCGCCCCACAGCUCUGUCCCAGCACGUGGGUCUCCCCCAACCCUCGCCCCACCCGGACCCUGACGGUGCCAGUGCAGAUAGUAAAGUGCCAAUUUGCAGCGUGUGGAAUCAGGGGCGGAGCGAGAGGCGUGGCCGCGGCGCCAGAGGCUCGAAGGAGGCCCCGCAAACCUGCCCUACCGACGGCCACUCCACGCCGUCACCUGUGAACCCCGGCAAAACAUAAACAGUCCGUGUGUGUGUGUGUGUGUGUGUGUGUGUGUGUGUGUGUGUGUGUGUGUGUGUGUGUGUGCGAGGCUGCCGCGUCCGUCAACACUGCCGCCCAGCAAACCAGUCACAGCCAAGGUCUCCUCAUGUCUGCCUAACAUUUGUGUAGCGGCUCGUGUGACAAGAACUUACAGUUAUCCGAAGAUCUGCAGACCAGCGCCGCUCUCUCACACCCCUGCCGCGCUCCCCCAGCCUUGCUCAGCGCGGGCCAGACCAUACACGCUAAUCUGCCUUUAUGGCCGCCACCAAGGAGAGAGAUAAGAGGUGGCAGAAAAAACACCACUGACUCGUCUGAGAGAAGCGUGCGUGCGAGGCGAGACCGAGCCAUCAAGGACUUUCAGAACCUUAUUAAUCAGUGAUCUUGACCCGCCAAACCAUGAGGUGGAGUAGGCGUGGCGAAGAAGGCGGCGGCGGAGGAGGAGGAGGAGGAGGAGGAGGAGGAGGAGGAGGAGGAGGAGGGAAGUGUUGGUGGUGGCGACACGUAGUCCUGGUGGUGGUGGUGUUGUUGGUGAUGUCUUUAGUGAUGGUGGUGGAGACGACGCCAUCACCCAGGGUGAGAGGGAGGGGCGCCCGCUGGGGAGACGGGGAGGAGGGCCCCGGGGGUAGCAGAAGCAACCUUCGCCUCAGAACAAAACCUGAGUGGAAGAAACGGCACAGGAAAUCCUCAGAGUGUCGCCUGGGGAAGAACAAAUACGCCCUGGGGGAGCAGUGGAGCCCUGACUUGGGGCCGCCCUUCGGUGUGUGGAACUGCGUGCGUUGCAUGUGUGCGAAGGUGCAAAAAAAGCGGCGGGUGGUGAGCAAGGUGAGGUGUCGCAACAUCAAGACAGAGUGCCCCAAGGUUGCCUGCGUGAACCCCGUGAUUCUGCCGGGCAUGUGUUGCAAGACGUGUGUCAACCAGAACCCAGCACCACCUCCCGUGCUACAUCUCCAAGAUGAGUCGCUGGAAGGACGAGACUUCGCAGUGCUGCUCAACGGACGCACCUCAAUGACACCGAUGACCACCACCAGGGUAGCCACGGGGCGCCUCUUCCUGCGGCGCCGCACCCUGCACUUCUCUUUCCUGCUGGAGCACGGUGCUCCGUCCCCCUCCUCUAUCCAGUUUCUCAAUGAAUCUGGCGAAAUUUUGGAGCAGCUUGAGCCCCAGCCAACGCCUUAUGAGGAGACCAACAGCAGAGUGUGUGGCACCUGGACCCGCCUGCCCCGGGAGUACAGGACACUUCUGCUGGAGGAAAAGAUGUGGGUCGCCCUCAAGCCUCCCGAGGACAGCGAGGAGGACGAGAUUAGCGGCCAUGUGUCCCGCUAUGUGGGAGUGGAUACCGAGGUGUUCUCCGCGCUCCUCACCCCCGCACCGGUCACCCACUCCACUCCCCACCACACCCUUAGCGGGGGAGGCACGGCCAUCAUCUCCGUUGACCGCAAGACAGACUCCCUACACGUGAGUCUGGUGUUCAACGGCGUGUUUGCUGCCGGGGAGACACAAAACGUGAGCCUCAGGGUGGAACUACUGCCGGAGCGCGCCCUGGAGCCCGUCACGGACACUAUCGUCCUCCCCAAAGUGUACUCCGAUGUGAACCGCGCCGAGCUGCUCACCACGCUGGGGGAACGCUCCCUCAUCCGCCUCACCCGCGGCCAGGUGAGCAUCAAGAUAUGGAGCGUGGCGGCCCCCCACCUGGUCCUCGAGGGGGUGAUCACCCCCCGCGCCACCUGUAACGUGUUCUGCGCCGUCCUCAGCGAGCCGCCGCCAGACACCUCCACCGCCCUCUCCAUGUCGCCGCCCCCGUACGGCGCCGGCUGGGCGCUGGUGACGCUGUCCAAUAACGGCACCUUCCACUACCAGGUGUUCGUGCAGGGCCUGACGGUGGCCUCGCUCACCCUGGAGACGCGCCACCGCCGCCGCCACCACGAGGUGAGUGACCUCACUGCCUCGUACCGAGACGGCUGGGCCAACGGCACCUAUGAGCGCCCCACCUACCGCGAUCUAGACGCCCUGCUGCGCGGCCUCAUAGAGGUAGUGGUGGCUGCGGACGGCGGCACAGGGCGGCGCCUGCAGGGCACCCUGAGCCCUGUGGCGGUCACCGAGGCCCUCAGGUCACGCCAGCCCGUACUGCUUGCCUCCCCUCAGGUGCCCAUGGCUGCCGCCGUGUGGGUAGCCGUGGACUCUGCCUGCGUCACGCAUUACGAUGUGAUGGUGGCAGGCAGGCACCCUGGCGGCGCCGCGGAGCCCUCCUGGAGCCUUGUGCUGCGCGAGGACGACCGCUCGUGGGACCCGCGUUACGACCUGAAGGAGGUGUCCCUAGAGGACGAGGUGCAGGGAUGGGAGCUAUUCUCCCACACCCUGGUGUUGAUGGAGGUGUCCCUCUCCCGCCUCGGGGCUGAGGUGAGCUACCUGGACCUGCACCUGCUGCCCAACACCACGCGCCCCGCCCCGCUGCUCACCGGCAGGGUGCGCGGCGUCAACGUGCCCACCGCCUGCCUACUGGACCCCGGUCAGUCCCCGAAGACUUCUUGCGCCAACCUGGAAUGUAUCCUGGACAGCUCCCACCCGCCGCCCUCUGUCACCAACAAGUGCAUCGAUGAGGACAAGAAGGUUUACAAUAAUGGCUUCAGUUGGGAGUCGCCUCACCACCACUGCCGCAUGUGCAUGUGUACCCAGGGAAUCAUACAGUGCCAUGACAGGAUAUGCCCCGCCCUGGACUGUUCCGGAGCCUACACGCCCCCAGAUCAGUGCUGCCCAGUGUGUCCAGGCAGCAUGAUAGGUGAAAGUGCCAUGUGUGAGCUGAACGAGCAGCGGCACCACGUAGGCACCGUCUGGCACCCCUUCCUGGCACCCUAUGGCUUUGACAAAUGUGUCUCCUGCAGCUGUGAGCUCAACGCAACAGGCCACCCAACACUGAAAUGUGCCAGAGAGCCAUGUCCAGACCUGCCCUGUGUCCCUGAUGAGAUGGAGCAUGUGGCGGGGUCCUGCUGUGCCCGGUGCCGGCCACCCCAACCCAUGCCCACCCUUGUCUCCCCACCACCUGGAUUCAUGAAUGAGGGUGUAUGGCGUCCUGAGGACCGCAGAGACACUAUUCUUAACAAUGGAGGAUGUCACUGGGAUAAUAAGCUGUACGAGAAUGGGGAACUGUUUCACCCUCGGAUCAACACUAUUGGUUACUACAAGUGUCUCAUCUGUAACUGUAAGGAAAGUAACAUCACCUGCGUUAAUGUGAAGUGCCCCACCAUUCAGUGCCAGGAGAUCAUGCUGGACCGACAGGAGUGCUGCCCCCACUGUGUCAAUGAGAACAGCACCCUGCGGCCAUCCUGGGAGAACAAGAGCCACCUCAAGCCCAAGCGCUACCCGGGGAAUGGCUAGUGGGGGAGGGCCAGUGUGUAGGAGUCUGAGGUCUGAGGUAAGCCUGACUUGAGGGGAAGAGGAUGCCCAGAGUAGAUGUUCUUUGGCUUGUCAAGGGCAGAGAUGCUUGGAAAGGUGCCAGAGACUGAAAGAGAGAGGGAGUUAUAAAGGAUAAAAAAAUUAUUGCUUUAUACCUGUGGCAUACUUGAUGUGUUUAGAGGAGGCUGAGUAGCUGAUGUUCUUUGUCAUUGACAGAGAUACUUGGAGAAUUGGAAAGGUGUGUGUUGAUGUUGCCAGAGAUAUAUAUAUAUAUAUAUAUAUAUAUAUAUAUAUAUAUAUAUAUAUAUAUAUAUAUAUAUAUAUAUAUAUAUAUAUAUAUAUAUAUAUAUAUACAAGGGAUUUAAAACAUGAUCGCUUUUUGCCUGUGGCAAAUAUGAUGUGUUUAGAGGAGGCCCUGAGUUGCAGAUGUUUGUCAUUGGCAGGGAUGCUUGGAAACUUGGAAGGGUGUGUGUUGAUGCUGCCAGAGAGAAAGUGAGAAUGAGAGGAAUGUGAGGGGUAAAAAAUAUGAUUGCUUUAAUAUCUGUGACAAAUUUCAUGUGUUUGUGUGUCUAUGCUGACAAGUAUGAGUCACACUGUAAUGCACGACUGUCUCAGAGACAGAAACAUUGUAUUAGUGAACCACAGCAGUGACAUGACAUGUGCCAGCCAGACACUGCACUUCUGCACUGGAAGGGUGAUUGACAUCAAGUGGAGUGAUUUUGAUACCAUGUCCUUUAGAUGUAAUGUUGACGAAGGGCUGGCUUAUUGGUGAUCACAAGGAGCAGUACCUAUGCAGUGUAUAGUUGUCCUCCCCAGUCAUCCAUAAAUGCUUUGUAGUGAUGUCAUCAUGUGCAAAGGCAAUGGUGAACAGUAGACAGUGUGUGUGUGGUGGUGAAGGAGAGGUGGUGAGAUAAAUGUUGAAAACUGUAUUCCCACAAGACUAGCCUGACAGAAACACAUUCAUAUAUAGACACUGACUUGUGAGUAUUGCACUUAACAGAGUAAGAACCAGAGCAGGAACUGGUAUCUAAAAAAUACUGAGACUAAAAGAGAAAAUUGACAUGAUUCUAAGAAGUGAAAAUUGACUCAAAUGUUAUAUUGUGAAUUACGAAAGUACUGGAAGGAAGAAGAGUUCAAGAAAAGCCAUGUGGAGUGAUAUAUUGGAAGAAAUACAGGUGAAACAUGUGGUUAUAUUACAUAGACACCUGGAAUAUGGAGAAAAGCAAGGAAACAAGAGGCAAUUUUUUAAUGUGAUGGACAAAAGUUUGGUGUGAAGAAAAUUAUGAAAAAACAAGAUUUAGGCAAGUUUUCUCAUUGAGAGUUGCUUCAGUGGACAAAACUUUGGUAUGUGGUGAAAAUUGCAAGAAAACAAUUAGCCUAGUGUGAUGGGGACAGCUGCUUUAAUGGAUGAAAUUCUGAAAAAUGAAUGGAAUUAUGAGAAAACCAAGAAAAUAAAAUGCAAGCAAGUGUAAAGAGAGUUGCUUCACUGGAUAAAACUUUGGAAUAUGGAAAAAAAAUUUAAGAAAACAAGACUUAGGCAAUGUAAUGGAUAAAACUGUGGAGUGUGCAAAAGAUUAUGAGAAAACAAGAUGCAGGCAGGUUUUUCCAAUGUGAUGACGAGAACUGUGAAAUUGAAGCAUCACAAGUUGAGGGGAUGAGAGUGUGGGAGCAAGACGACAGGCUGAGUUGAUGGUGAGGGAAGCACCGCCCUCUCCUGGUGAGCCAUUUGACAGUGGAAAUUGAGGAAACAGAAUCAUACAGACGAUGAAAGAUAUGUAAUAUGUUGGAAAGGAAGCAAAGAUCUUGGGAGAAAUGUGCAUAAAUAGAAAUGGAAAGGAAAUGUGGGAAAUAUAACUGUCCAUGUAAUAGAAAUAGAAAUGGAAGUAGAUUUGUUGAUAUAAAAAAAUGUACAAGCCUAGAAUGAGUAGCUAUUAUUCUCAUGGCAUAGUUAAAAGGGAAAGGUUGAUGAAUGAAAGAUAUUGGGAUGACAGGCUUCUGAUAUUCAUAAUUUUGCAUGCACAUUGAAACACACAAGGGAUUUUCAUUUCAAGCCAGACUAAGAAUAUGAGGAACACUUUACCAUAAUCUAAAGCUAAAGAUUAAAAGAUUUUCUAUGAUAUUAAGUUCAUCUCAGCUUUGAUAUAUGAAGGUAGAUACAAUUUGAGGCCUUUGUUGGAUAUAUGAAUCACUCCAACACAUCUUUCUUUUGCUUACUAAGAGAGUUACUGUAACAAUUGGUGCAGUCACAGGACAGUCAGGUCAAGCAAGACUUUAACAAUCAUCUUGGCUGCUUUGAUAAUGCAUGGGACUUAAAUUUUCAAGUCCAGGAAGAAGUUUAAACCCUGAAAGCACCAGUGAAAGCCUCUUGUGUCCAACUGACAUAAUGUUCAGAUCAGUUUCUUAGCUUUUCCAUGAUGUUUCAAGACCUGUUAUGUUAUCUUCAACUCACCUGAUUGGUGAAUUGUAACAGACAGAGGUUCAAACCUUUAAAAAGCCUCUUGUAGCCAAAUAAUGUCAACUUCAGAUCAGUUUCUCAGUUUUUCCUGUGAUAUUACAAAGUAUAUUCUGUUAUCCACCCCAACUGGCCUGCUGUGUAAGGUGCUGGACUCAAAUUUUUAAGUCCAGGCAGAGGUUUGCACCCAAGAAAGGCCAGCCCAACUGAUGUCACCUUAAGUUCAGUUUCUCAUUUUUUUCCUGUGAUAUUACAAAGUCUACUCUGUUAUCCUUCCUAACUGGCCUGCUUUGUAAGGUGUUGGACUCAAGUUUUUCAGUUCAGGCACAAGUUUGCACUCCAGAAAGGCCAUUGGUGCCCAGCUAAUGUCACCUUUAGAUCAGUUUCUCAGUUUUUCUAUGAGGCCUUUAAGUUCUGGUAUCCUCUUUGGUCUGAGCUGUCACACCAAGCCCCUCUGAGUAGCACGAGUGGCCCAGCUGGUGGGAUGCAGCUGUGCCAGGGAUGCUGUGGUGUGUGUGUGUGUGUGUGUGUGUGUGUGUGUGUGUGUGUGUGUGUGUGUGUGUGUGUGUGUGUGUGUGUGUGUGUGUGUGUUGAUGCCAUCCAUGCACUUCAUCUUCCAUUGCAUCCCCAUCUUGUGACUUGCUACAGUAGGAUGGCAUUUCUUGUGAGGUUCAUAGACAGGACGUUGUGUAGAUGUGUACAUGUGUAAAGGAAGAGCUGCGAUAGUAGUAAGAUAUUUUUUGGUGAAAGUCUGGAGAUUGUAGAGAAGGAUUUUAAAUGAAGAAUUGCAAUACUUACUUAGAAGGCAUUUUUUGUGAAAACUGAUGGUCAUAAUAGCAUAGAAUAAUGUAAAGGAAGAGCUUUUUGAUAUAUUAGAAAAGAAUGAACUGAGUACACCCUCAUAUAUAUAUAUAUAUAUAUAUAUAUAUAUAUAUAUAUAUAUAUAUAUAUAUAUAUAUAUAUAUAUAUAUAUAUAUAUAUAUAUAUAUAUAUAUAUAUAUAUAUAUAUAUAUAUAUAUAUAUAUAUAUAUAUAUAUACACAUAUAUAUAUAUAUAUAGUGACUUCAAACACUCAUAUGCUUCAAUAUUAUUAUACAGCUAUAGCAAAGGCAUGUAGUAAGCACUUGAGCAUCUGUCAACUCCCAGCGAGAGUAUGAUUAUGCAUUAUAUACCUUAUGUACUUGAGUCAUAAGCUAAUAUACCACUUAGUAACUUACAUUAAUGUCGAAUAUGAUUCUUAGCAUUGCACGGAGCACUGUGUUCUCAAACGCUUUGGUGUCUUAUCGCAACUAGACUUGUAACAGGUGCCAGUGGGAGAUGUCGGGGUUUUCGAUGAUGUUUUUAUGAUUCAAGUGAUAGUUUGACAAUGAUUCUGAACCUUUAAAGGGCUCUAGUUGGGGUUAUUAGGAUUUUCAAGGAUGUUUUUGAAUGGAUACUGCACCUUUGACAUGCUCUAGUGGAAGUUGUUAAGAUUUUCAAGGAUGUUUGUAUGAUUUAAGUGACAACUUGACUAGGAUUCUACAUCUUUAACAGGCUCUAGUGGAAGUUAAUAGAGUUUUUAAGGAUGUUUUUAUGAUUUUUCACCUUUGAGAGGCUCUAGUGAAUAUCAUUAGAACUUUUAAAGGCUAUUUUCAUGAUCCCAGUAGUUAAACAAGAAUCCUACAUCAUAAAUAGAAAAAAAAUAGAAAAAAAAGCAUCUGUGAAGACCUCAACUAUAAUAAUUUCUUCACUUGGCUUCUGGAAAUUUAUAAUUGUGGUGAGAGAGCAAAGCGUUUCAGAAUACAGCACUUGGUUAUGUUUUGGACGUGACAGCCUUGGUUUUGUUUUGUCUGGCCACCACUGAGGGUUAGGUCUUCCCUUCACGCCUCAACUGUGAGUCUAUUCAUUCUAGUACCAAAGAUGACGGGUGUUUUCUCAAUCUGACAGUUUUUUUCCAUUUACUUUUUUUUAUUUGUUUUUCCUUUUCCUUUUUUUUUUUUUUGUCUUCUAAACUGCUAGAGGAAAAAUAUGCAUACUUAUAGGUGUUAGCUGAUGGUGAUGAUGAUAGUGAUGAUGGUGAUGGUGAUGAUGAUGUAGUUUAUUUUAUUGUGUUUGUGAGUUAUUAUUUGCUGGAUUCUGUACUUUUUUUUAUGUAUUUUCUUUCCUUUUCUUUUUUGUUUAUUUAUUCUUUAUCUUUUUUUUAAGGAAAUUUGUGGUGAUGGAGUUUUAUGAAAUUUGUUUUUAGUUUGAUUUUUUUUUUUUUCCAUAAAGGAAGAAAUUAGAAUCUCCUCAACCCAUUUUUUCUCUCAUUCUUGCCAUUCAUUAUUUUUUCCUUCCAUAGUUGCAUUAUACUUCAUUCUUAUCAUUGUCCUCUUCUCUUCCAUUCUCCAUUUUUGUGUGUCUCCUUUUUAAGUCCUUUUUUUUUCUCAGAGUUCAUUUCUUCAUCACUCACUUACACAUUCACUAUUUUUCAUAAGUAUGGUAUUUAUAUCUUAGUUAAAAACAUUUAGUCAAUUUCAAGCACUGCCUUUUCUUCCCGUCUCCCUAUUUCCCUUUUCCUGGCCUUACUUCCUCCCUUUUUAACUUUCUUUUCUCCCUAUCUCCCUAUUUCUUAUCCCUUCUUCACUCUGUUUCCUUCUUUUAUCAUUUGUAUAUUUCAUUUCUCUUUUUCUCUCACAAUUUGCUUUCUGUUUAUCUUCCUUUUGUAUCUCUUUUCUUUAAUCUUCUGUUUCUUUCUUUGCUUUCUACUUUUUUUUCUCUUCCUCAGUUUACUAUCUAUUUCUCUUCUUUCUUGCUCUCUCAGUUGCUUUCUGUGUCUCUUCUUUCUCUUUCCCUGUUCUCUAGUCUCCCAUUCCUCUCUUCACUCUGUCAUGGUGGGCAAGACUUACUUUUUUUUCACCCAUCCUCAAGUAGAGAGGUAAUUUUGCCAAGCUCAAUAAUUACUUGUAGGUUUCUUUGUACUGUAGUAACUCUGAAGUCUUGCCUCUCCCUGUCUCUGACUUGAAGAGGGUAAACUCACAUAUACUCUCCCAUGGUGCAUUUUAGUAUAUCAUAUUACUGAUAUAUAUUCUAACUGUGGAGGCUACUGCUUCUAUUCAAAGGACGGAGUAAUGUUACGGUAGUUUAGUUUCUAUAGUUGUUUGUAUUGUUUAGUGGUCGUUGUGCUAGCUGAGACUUAAGUAAUCUUUUUUUUUAUCUGCUUUAUUUUGUAUCUGUGUUUUUUUAAUGACAUUGACAUCUGCUGCAUGUGUUUUGUGUGUUUUGUGUAUUUCUGUGUACUUCUGAGGGCACAAUGUUAAGCCUUUGCUGCUGUAGGGACACCUCACUCUGGCACACUCACCCCUCCUCAUUCUCCUCUCCUGUACCUUGCUCCUUGUCUUCCCAGACUUGCUACCUUCCCUCCAUCCCUCCAUACUCACCAGUCUCAUUUUUUCUCUGUCCCUCCACACCAAACUCCAUUUCUACUCUCUUCUAUCCUUGUCAGACUCCCUUUUUUCAUGUCUCUCCUUUCCUUCCCACUUUUACCUCCCUCCUCACCUCAACAAACUCUUUUUCCCUCUCCUUCUCUUCCUUCCUUCCUUUACUUCCCUUCUAACCUCUCCAAAUUGUUUUCUUCCUGUCAUUCUUUUCCUUCUUUUCUUUACCUCCCUCCUCAUCUCAAACUCUCUUUUUUUCCCUCCAUCUCUCCCUUCCUCCCUGCCUCACCAGAUUCAUAACCCUGCACCCCAGCCAGCUUAGAGCACAUGCAUUUCUAGGGUUACUGACGCAUUGGGUAGUGACACAAGGAACGGCAACCCAUGGCAGCCCUGUUGGUGAUGUCCAGACCGAUUCCCCUCCCUUAGAGUGACAGAGUGAGAUGUACAGCAUUAUUUAUCUAUUGACAUGCUGGGGCUUCUCACUCGCUCCCAUUCUAUUCUUAGCUAACGUUGACAAUUCCUUGCCUAUAGUAUGAGUAGGCUGCAAUGUUGUAUCUAUUUGUAAGUUCCUAAAAGAUGCAUUCAUGAUGGAGGAAAUGCUAUGAUGUUGUUUUACUAUUUAUUUAUUUAUUUUUAUUUUUUUGUUUUCUCUGAUGCUACUGAUUGUUAUGGAGGUAUAUUUAUACAUACAUACUUAAGUGGGCACAUACUUGUUGUUCACUCCCUGAAUCAGUACUGUAGUUCUAGAUUCCUUACAGGUAAUGAAACACAGCAUUGGAUCCUUUCUAGGUAAUGAAACACACUCCACACACAACACUAUCUUAACCUCAAGCUAAAUCAAAAUCUCUAAUUGUUACUCUUUGCUGAAAUUCUAUUUUCAUGAACCAUUUUAGUGAAAGAGGAAAUGUAGAGGAGCAAUAUUUUUCUCUCCUGUCCUAAUGCAUUAGUAGAUUUACAUAGAGUGAGGUUGGUAAUGUAAGUAGUGAUGAAAGGCUCUUGUUAAUUAAGAGAUGUGUUGAAUUCUUAUACAUAUAAGAGCAGAAUCUUAAAUCUAAUUUUUCUCUCCAGUUCUGACACAUUAGUAGACUUACAAAGAGUGAGGUUGGUAAUGUAAAUAGUGAUAAAAGGCGCGUGUUAAUUAAGAGAUGUGUUGCAUUCCUAUAUGGAUGAGUGCAGAGUCAAACCUAAUAGUUUUCUCUCUAUUCUGAUGCAUGAGUAGAUUUAUAGAGUGUGAGGCUGAGAGAAAUGAGACUAAUGCUAAAAGAUUCCUGUUAAUCAAGAGAUGUGUUGAAUUGUUGAAUGGAUAAGUGCAAAAUCUUGAGUCUUGCCUGGCCAACACUCAUAACUUAAAUUUAAUCAAAAUAACCAAAUUUCCUCAAGGAAAGACAAUUAACUAAGAUAUAUUGUGAAAGAGAGAGAGAGAGAGAGAGAGAGAGAGAGAGAGAGAGAGAGAGAGAGAGAGAGAGAGAGAGAGAGAGAGAGAGAGAGAGAGAGAGAGAGAGAGAGAGAGAGAGAGAGAGAGAGAGACUGACUUUAAACCAAAAUAUAUUGCAGGAAGUGUUGUGUUGGUGAUGUGAAGGAAGCAUGUUAUGUUACAACUGUGGCCUUUAAAAAUUAAUUGUACUCCAUCUUAUGCAACAACACCGUCCAUCCUUGCACAGAAAGAGAGAGAGAGAGAGAGAGAGAGAGAGAGAGAGAGAGAGAGAGAGAGAGAGAGAGUAGAUCCUUGUUAAAGGUAGACCUAAAAUCCAAUAGAUGGAGGAGAAACUAGAAUGUAUAUGCUUAAAAAAAGAAAAAUAGUAAUAAAUAAAUAAAUAAGAUAAAAUAAUAAUGAUAACAAUAAUAAAAAUUUUAAAUCCCCAAUGCAACUCCUUUAUAAACUGAAUUGUGAACAAUAAAGAAAACACAAAAAAAUAAGCUAAAAAAUACAGUACUAGAGAAAGGAAAAAAAUAAGAAAAUAAAUAAUAAAAUAUGCAGUUAAUUAUUGCUAAACAGUUGUAAAAUGUGACGUAUGAUAAGUGUGUAUGCAUUUGCAUUUGCACUCUUCCACAUGCAAUCUUUGUAGUGACUAUAGCCAUAUAUGUGUACCCAAACCAUGUAUAGAUUAAUAUCAUACACACAUAGGUAGCAAUGACAAGGUACUUUAAGCAUUUCCUAAGUCUUACAUCCUCUGAUCAGCUAAUACUCAUCAUCUCCUUACAGAGCUUAAAAACUAAUGGUCUUAAGCAUUGUAAUGUACUAUUCUUCAUUAUCUUAAGCUUUUUUCUCAGUCUUAUUUGCUCUGUUUGAUUCACACUCUCCUUACUAAGAAUAGUUGGAAGUCAGUUAUCCUGUCAUUCUUCUUAUCUCCAUACAAAACAUAAGAACAGUGGGUUGAAAGCCUGCAAACAUGCCCCUCUUUAUCUUAAGCACUUCUCAGUCUUACCUUCUCAGACUGACUAACUCUCCUUGCAAAAGUUGGAAACUGGUGAAGCCUGUUAGCAUACUUCUCUUCUCCACUGUCUCAAGCUCUUUCCUCAGUCUUAUAUCCUGUGAUCCACUGUUACUGUCCUUACAAAGCCUGAUUGAUUCUGAGUGUUCCAAUGGGUGUAAGCUUGAAGGCGCAUACAGAUUACAGUGGAAAGGAGGAUGGUACAGCAUUUGACUAUGUUUCUUGGGUGUUUUGUGUCUGAUUUGAUAUUACGAGGAGCUGUGAUGGACUUAUGUUAUAGAAAGUCAGUUUCCUCACACAUUAUUAUUUUUUUUCUUCACAUUCUUUGGGUAUUGAGUAUAAGGAAGUGAAGACAUGGAGAGGAGGCAGUGAAGAUGAGAGAAAGAGAGAAAGUGUGUCAGGUGUUUUUGGGUUCCUCUGUGUCGUAAAAUAUUUAGUAUCUCUGAGUCAAUAAUGCAUUGUGAGUAUACUGUAGUUCUCUUUAUUAAGUCUUCAUCUAGAGGGUAAAAUUAAAGGCACAAACUUCUCAAGAUGCCACCAGAUUGUUUUCCGAGCAAAUCCAGGUGACUAUUUUGAAGUGUGUGUCUGUUUACCUUUGUGUGAUGUUGGCUUGGUGUACAGACAGACAGGCAGACUGGUUCCAGGUGUUAUGUUUUGACUGGCCUUCUGCAUGGGCCUUAUUGGGUACAUUUCCUAAUCAAAUAUUGUUUUGUGUGCCAUAUUGUGCACUGUGAGAGAGAGAGAGAGAGAGAGAGAGAGAGAGAGAGAGAGAGAGAGAGAGAGAGAGAGAGAGAGAGAGAGAGAGAGAGAGAGAGUGGGGAGGCAAGGCAUGUUUCUUGUGUAUGGCCUCAGUUCAGCUGAGGUCAGGUUAGGUCACAUGAGUCUGUUAAGUACUGUCUUGCUUCUGGUGUUGUGGUUGUUGUGGUGUUGUGGUUGUUGUGGUGUUGUGGUGUUGGAAAGGAAGGAAGGUGAAAGGAAGAGAUCAUAUCAGUACUGCAGGGAUGUGUUUAGUUAAUGAUACCUGGGGACUUGUGUUGGGAGAGGAAGAGAGGGAGUGACAGGUUGAUAGUAAGGUAUAUGCAAUCCUUUAAAUGUCCAACUUCAAUUUCAUGUGAAAGGAAGAAAUUGUGAGAGUACUGCAGGAACGUUGUGUUAAGGAAGAGAGGAAGAGAAGGAGUGACUGAAAUUACAUAGAUUGAUAGCAAGGUAUCUUAUCCUUUGAACAUCUAAUACAAUAAGUAAAAUAAGAAUGCUAAACAAAAUGAUGAUGAUAAUGAUGUUUUUGAAUUGGGAAAGAUAGGCUGUGUGUUUUCAUGAAUGAGCCUUCAAGUUACACAGGUUUAUUCAACUUAGUCAAAUACUUAACCCUUUCACCAUUAUAUACAUUAACUGACAAUGUUGGAGGCUUUAUAUGAAGUCUUUAUUAAUGCCUAUAAAAAAUAGAAAAACUACAUUUUGCAGGGUCUAGCCAUUAUGAUGUGAGGCAGCUGUGGAAAGAAAGAAAUGUCUCAGUGCUUUGUGAUCCAAUGCAUGGAAGGGUUGAGUUUUCAGUCUCUGUUUAGGAUUUGUAAAGUCUACCUACUGACAUCUGAUCCUUGAAGUCUUGGUCACACUUCAGGACAUUGUAAAGUCUUGUAAAGUCUUUUAAAGUCUACCUACUAUAGUCUUUACCAAACAGUACACAAUAUCUCACUUGCCUCAUUCACUCAUUCUCAUUCUUUCUCUCCACAUGACAGCAGUAAAGAUGAGAAAGAGAAUAAGAAAAAAUAGCUCUCAUAUCACUUGCACUGCAAAAUUUCUGUCAUGAAGUCAUCUUUUCUUCAGUUAAACACUCAUUCACUCACUCACUCACUCACACACUCACUCAAUCACUCCUCAAACCAUACAGACUGCUCAGUGUGAAGGGGCAGAAACAGUGUGAGGUAUUAAACUGUAUAGGUUCUCAUGAAUGUUAGUGAGAUUCCUAAUAGAGACACAAGUUUAAGUCACUCACUCCUCACGACACAUGAACUGCUCAGUGUGGAGAAGCAGAGAUUUAGUGAGGCUGAGAACUGCAAGGUUCUCUUGAAUAUUUGUGAGGGUGAAAACUGUAUAGGUUCUCUUGAUACAGAUUUGAAAGUAGGCAGUGUUCUUGUGUGUUUGUGAGCCAGGAAACUGUAGAGGUUCUUGUGAAUGUGAGGCUUCAAAGAGAUACAUACAGAUACAAGUUUGGGUCUUGUGGAUGUUUGUAAGGCUGAAAACUAUGUACUGUAGGUUCUCUUGAAAGUUAGUGAGGCUCCAUAGAGAGAUAUAGGCUUGAGGGAAACAGGUUCUUGUGAAUGUUUGGCAAGUUGGUGGCAGCAAGACAAUGUUUAGUUAAGCCAUGUGACACUGUGUUGUGAUGCGUGCCUUAAAACUCAAAGGAGGUAAUGUGUGUGGGUCAGCUGGUGGUGUUGUGGUGUUGUGGAGUUGUUGUGCUGCCUUGAUGCACUCCAAUUGGUGAUACUGUUGUUGUAAUGAUGAGGUGGUUAUUGAGACAGGCAUUUGUUUUAUGUCCUCUGUUUAUUAUUUAUUCCACUGAGUGUUUGUGCAAAAAUUUGUGAGCAACUUUUUAAAAAUCACACCUUUUUAUAUACAUUUCUAUUAUAAGUUUGAGAUGUGAACUGUUUCAGAAUGUGAUGUUGGAAAUGAAGGACUAAAACAUUGCACUAUCACUGUAAUGUGCCUAAUGCAUUAUUGUAUUAAGAGUAAUGUGUGCAGAUUCACAAUGCUUCGCAGUAUGUAUUCUGGAGAUGGCAGAGAGAGAGAGAGAGAGAGAGAGAGAGAGAGAGAGAGAGAGAGAGAGAGAGAGAGAGAGAGAGAGAGAGAGAGAGAGAGAGAGAGACCAUACAAUAUUAAACAGAGGACACACACACACACACACACACACACACACACAGAGAAGCAGGUAGCUCUUCAUGUCACUAGUGUGUGUGUGUGUGUGUGUGUGUGUGUGUGUGUGCGUGCAGUGUUGGCAGUGUUGCAGGGUAUAAUGGUAAGGUGUGAUGUAGGUUGAUAUUAAAAAGAAAGAGAUGUUUUGUAUGUAUGCAUUUGUGACAUCUGGCAUUUUCAUAUGGAAGUGUAUAGGAUUAAUUUAUUUUUUAUUACAAGUUUUCUCUUUCCAUUAUAAAGAGUAUGCUGUAUAAUGAUUACAUUCAAUUGUCUUUUUCUUUUUUAAUCUUUCCAUUCUUCUUCUUUUUCAUUGUAAAUAUUUAUAACUAAAAUAAUGAUAAUAAUAAUAAUAGUAAUAAUAAUAAUAACUGUACUAUGCAAACUAGUCAUUUAUGGCAGAUAGUGUUAAUUAAAAAAGAAAACUUAAUAAUUGACUUAGCUAACCCUUUCUCCUGGACCACUUAAGAAAAAAAACUUGACUAUUUCAUAUAAGAAAAAAAAAAAAAAAAAAAAUCAUAAAAAAAUUCUAAUCACAUUUCACACACUUCAUGGCUUGUUGCGUGUGUACCUGUGUGACUCUUUAGUGCAGGUGUGACCUCUCUCCUGCAGGUGUGGACAGUGGCACAACACCUGCAAGAUUUUGAGUCUUGGCAGUGAUGGAUGGAAACAUUCAACACCAUCAUUAUUAUCACCAUCAUCACAAUCAUUAAUAGACAGGACAUUACAAACUUAAAUAUAAAAAAAGAUACUGUUAAAAGUUCAUCACUUAGUCACACAUAUGUGCAUACUAACACCAUCACCGCCAUCACCAUCAUCACCAUCACUUACAAACAGACAGGACAUUACAAACUUAAAUAUAAAUACAAAACAAAUAUAAAACUCAUCAGUCAUACACAUAUACUGACACCAUCACCACUGCCUAGUCACCACACAUCUAUUCACUCAUCACACAGCCACACCAUCACAGUCACCACACAAGCCACCACACUCAAUCACCCAGUCACCACACACCACCACACUCAUCACACAGUCACCACACACAGCCACACAUGCAGUCAAACUCACUCAGUGCAUCACAAUUUAAUAGCAAGGGUAAUAUUUUUUGUGUGUGUGUGUGUGUGUGUGUGUGUGUGUGUGUGUGUGUGUGUUGGAGGGCCUUGUUAAUUAUGCAACGAGUGAGGCUACAUGUAGGAACAGCUGGAUAUUGUAGGUUCAUUGCAUGCGAGGCUGUUAUAUGGUAUCACAUUACUCCCUUGUCCAUUAAGUUGAAUCAGUAUAAGUAGAUGGAUUAUGCUGAAAAUCUUGGCUGGUUAUGUCUUGCUGUGUUGAGGCAAGAGAGAGAGAGAGAGAGAGAGAGAGAGAGAGAGAGAGAGAGAGAGAGAGAGAGAGAGAGAGAGAGAGUUAGUUUGUGUGUGUGUGUGUGUGUGUGUGUGUGUGUGUGUGUUUGGCAGCAUACACAGCAUACAAUACAGCAUAAACAGCAUCACCCAAGGAUAUGUAAAAGCUGUGUUGGCACAAUGUGUACUGUACUGUAUAGGAAUUUGUAAAGCAAACUCUGUCUGCUGCACAUUCAAGACUUUAUUAUCAGACUUGAAUCUCUUUGGCUUACUUUGGUUUGAUAUUGUUGAACUGGAAAGAGUGAAAAUUGACACCUUUCAUGCAUUAACGAUUUCAUUCUCAUCUUUCCCUCAGAAUUAAAAGUCUUUCCUUAUCUUUUUUAUUCAUUCAUAGUUUAUUCAUCCCUAUAUAUAUUUUCCCCUUCUCUUCUCUACCUCAUUUCAUCAUCAGCAUCAUCAUGAAUAUUUACAAUAGUAUAAUUCUUUUCUUUCUUUUUCUUUAUUUUCAUUGCUUCUGGCAGCAUUUUGAGAGAGAGAGAGAGAGAGAGAGAGAGAGAGAGAGAGAGAGAGAGAGAGAGAGAGAGAGAGAGAGAGAGAGAGAGAGAGAGAGAGAGUUUCACCUGGUGUUAGAGAAGAAUGUCUGUGUCAAAAAUGAGUACAACUCCACCAUUUAUCGAGUUGGAUCCCCUUCCCACCACCUCUCCCCUAAACUAGCAAAUAAUGAGAGAAUCAGACUCCAUCACUGAAGAAUCCAAGCCUUUUUGACACCACAUUUUUCAGCACAUACUCAGAAUGAGAAUCAAACUCCAACAGUAAAGACUUCCAACUUUUAAUGAUAUUUUUACACAUUGAAAACCAAGAAAAAAUAUCUAUCAUAAUCUUCCUCUUCACUAUAGAAAGAAUAAGCUACAUACAUACAUACAUACAUACAUAAACACAUUAAAUAAACUCUUACUAUGCACUGAAUGAAGAGUUACUGAUAUGAAAAUGCCAGUCAAAUAUAAUGAUUUUUUUUUACUUCAUAACACUGAGGGUGGACUUAUUACUGAAACACUUGUAAAUACAUGGCCAAUAAGCUUGCCUGCCUUCACAAUGCACUAUGCAACAAUAAGAAUACCAUGGGAGAGAAUUUUAAGUGUCUCUUAUAAUUCUGGUUGAGAUCUGUUCUUUUACGACUGAUACAGGAAAGAUGAUACAUUAUUACAGUAGAUCAGUGCCAAAAACUGAAAGAAAAAGCUUUGUACUGAAACUAAAGUACCAUAUUCUGAAACAUUUCUGGCUGCACCUCCACUACAUUCAAAAGCCUCAAUGUAGUUGAAGUGACACGGGUUUCCAAGGGCGUUUCCAUAGUUCUAGUGAAAGAUUGACAAAAUUUCUACAUUAUGAACUGGAAAAAUACUCUUAAGAACCCAGCUGGUCAUCUCUUUGGCCUUCGAAAACACGCUUGGUGAAAAAGCAAAGCGUUUCAGAAUACGGUCAGAGACUGACAGUUGUAUGGUGGCCAAGGAAUGAUUAGGGAAGGACUAUAGAACUGUGUAAUGCAUGGUGACUUAGGAAUGAAAGUAUACGUAUAACAGCAACACCUUAAAUGAGUAUAGCAAUGUAUGGCGACAGUAUGAGUAUAGUAUAUAAUGACAUGAGGCUGAAUAAUGUAAAGACACAUGAAACACAAUAUAAAACAGUGUGCAUAUAAGUGACACAUAAGGAGGCUGAGAACUUGUCUAAUAUACUGACAGGAUAAUGAAAUGAAGAAGCAGAGUAUACAUUUUGCCUAAUCCAGCCAUACAGAGUUAUACAGACAGCCACCCAACCAGGCCUAGCCCAGCCACCCACCACCAUCACCACCUCGGCCAGUCCAUCUUAGCCCAGCCUCGCUCUGUCUCGCUCCCAACCACAUGCAUUCUCCAUUUAGAAUUUCUGGGCCGGGAGAGGGCGAGGUGUAUUGAAGUAACGUGUAUGAGUUUCAGAAAGCUUUAUUUUGUCGAGGCUAACGUGGAUUGGUUCUAGGUGGUCAUAUUUGUGUUUUAUUGUGGUGACGAAGUGUCUGACAGCUGCUGGUGGGUGUUGCUGUGUGUUGAUUAAACUUGAUGAAUGUUCUGCGUAUUGGUUUAAUAUCCUCUCGUCUUUUUUGUCUGUCUGUCUGUCUAUCUGUCUCUGUCAUCUUAUCUUUCCAUUUAGCUGUGUAUUAUUAUUUUUUUUCUUUCUCCUUACGUCUUUCUCUCCAUUUCUCAUGUUCUUACAAGUAUUUUAAUCUUAUCUGUGUAUGACUUAGUCAAAUAAAUGUAUAUUUAUAUUUUCUUAGCAUUCCUAAAAAAAUGUACAUAAAUUUUUGUUGUUGUUCUAAAUGAAUAAAUAAAACCAAUAUGA